CACAGUUGCAGGUGGGGACCUACGGCUCACCUGUUGUUUCAGGAAAUGGAAAUUUGAUCCAAUGCACACACCACAGUCGGAAGUUACACGAUUAGCAGCAUGAGUGAUUCCAGGAAAUGUCUCAUCUACAUCUGUUCUAUACUGUGCUUCACUGGAGCUGCGUCGCAAGAGUUCCAGCUGGAGCCUCAGAAUUUAUUUGUGCUGAAAGACUCUGAUGCCCAGUUCCGCGUCACCAUACAGGGACCAUGGGAGGUCAUGACCUGGGAUGUCGGAGACGUUCAAGUCCUCACGUUACCAAUAAACAGUCCUAGCAUCCCGGCUACAGGACGGUUUGAGGCCAGCUUCUGCGUUACUGACGACACAAGCUGUGUGCAGUUCACCAUCAUCAACACCACCCGCAAUGAUACAGGACGGGUUGCCUGCACAGUGCAAAACAGACCUGGGCAAAAAGUAGCACAACUUCAUGUACAAGAGAGCGGUACAGUCAGUAUCCUCGGAGGUGACACAACGGUUCCGCAGGAUGAGCAGGUGGAGUUCCAGUGUGUAACAUCUGCUUGGUUCCCCACGCCUACCAUCACUUGGAACCAAAAUGGUGAAGCUGUGAACAGCAGCCUGUACAACACCACCAGCGUGGCUGACGGGGAUUUCUUCAACGCCACCAGUGUCCUGAAAUUCCAGGCAGUGAGGAACACGACAGUCCAAUGUCUGGCAACCAUACCGGCGCUAACUAACCCAGUAUCCAGCUCUGUCUUCAUGGUGGUUGAUGCAACAGUUCCCGUGCCUCCUGACUGGACUGUGCUGAUAGCUGUGGUUGUGUCCUUUGGAGGUUGUGCCCUGCUGGUUUUACUCAUAAUUGCAAUCGUCUACUGCUGCAAACGCAGGAAACAAAAACAAACCAACUACCAAGACGAAAUGAGCAGGAGGGUGAGGACACAGAGCGUGGUGAGCGUGUCUGGACAGAGACAGGGAAGAGUGAACAACGCGUACACACCGGACAGUCAGACAAGUGUCGCUCCCAGUGAAGUCAGUGACUUUGACCAGGAAAAGGUCUACAGUGUUAUUACGUUGCCUGACAUUUUGCACAGCCACUAUGUGGAAAAUAGCGACGGCGGCCCCUACAACACUGUGGACGAAACCGGCUUCAGGAAACACAGACAUGUCACAAUUGUGUGAAGUUGAAGACAGAAAGAGGAGGAAUGAGCCUAGGAUCAAACUUGCACUACACCUCAAAGCUUGGCUGCUUUGGUUUCUAAAGACUAGAUGAAAACAAUGACUGGAUCUGCCCGUAAACCAAAGACUGAUUUACUAAAAUAACACCUUGAAAGUUGUGCCAACACAAUUUGUACUUUCAGAAUUACCCUGAAAAGUACUAUACUGAAAGAUUGGAGAUUGUGUUCUUUAUUCAAUGUACAUGUUUUCAUUUUCAUUGAGAUACUAUGUAUUUUAAAUUAAAUAUUUAAACAAUGUAAUAUUCUUUACGUCUUCCACAUUUGUAAAUAUCUUGAAUGUAAUUCUCUGUAUUAUUUUGUGGAGAAGUGUUGGCCCCUUCCUGAUUUCUUAUUUUUUCACAUGUUGGUCAUACAUAAAUGUUGCAGAUCUUCAACCAAAUUUAAAUAUAAGACAAAGAACAAAAUGCAGUUUUUAAAUAAAUGUUUUUCAUUAUUAAAGUGAAAAAAAUCCAAACCUA
Molecule: messenger RNA, 1687 nt
Organism: Mugil cephalus (flathead mullet)
Lineage: Eukaryota; Metazoa; Chordata; Actinopteri; Mugiliformes; Mugilidae
Gene: igsf5a
Product: immunoglobulin superfamily, member 5a
Exons: 9
Coding region: 100-1173 (357 amino acids)
Biological process (GO): cell-cell adhesion
Source: RefSeq, a predicted model, not a curated record